AUGCUGCGCUGGCUGCGGGGCUUCGUGUUGCCCACGGCCGCCUGCCAGGAUGCGGAGCCGCCCACGCGCUACGAGACCCUCUUCCAAGUCCUGGACCGCAAUGGGGACGGCGUGGUGGACAUCGGCGAGCUGCAGCAGGGGCUCAAAAACCUGGGCAUCCCGCUGGGCCAGGACGCCGAGGAGAAAAUUUUUACAACUGGAGACAUCAACAAAGAUGGGAAGCUGGAUUUUGAAGAAUUUAUGAAGUACCUUAAAGACCAUGAGAAAAAAAUGAAAUUGGCAUUUAAGAGUUUGGACAAAAAUAAUGAUGGAAAGAUUGAUGCUUCAGAAAUUGUCCAGUCUCUCCAGAUACUGGGUCUAACUAUUUCUGAAAAGCAAGCAGAGUUGAUUCUCCAAAGCAUUGACGCUGAUGGGACAAUGACAGUGGACUGGAAUGAAUGGAGGGACUACUUCUUAUUUAAUCCUGUUACAGAUAUUGAGGAAAUUAUCAGAUUCUGGAAACAUUCUACCGGAAUUGACAUAGGGGAUAGUUUAACUAUCCCGGAUGAAUUCACGGAAGAUGAGAAAAAGUCUGGACAGUGGUGGAGGCAGCUUUUGGCGGGAGGUAUUGCUGGUGCCGUCUCACGAACAAGCACCGCUCCUUUGGAUCGCCUGAAAGUCAUGAUGCAGGUUCAUGGUUCAAAAUCAAUGAACAUAUUUGGUGGCUUUCGGCAGAUGGUAAAAGAAGGAGGUAUCCGUUCCCUUUGGAGAGGAAAUGGCACAAAUGUCAUUAAAAUUGCUCCUGAGACAGCUGUUAAGUUCUGGGCAUAUGAACAGUACAAGAAGUUGCUUACUGAGGAAGGACAAAAGAUAGGAACCUUUGAGAGAUUUAUUUCUGGUUCCAUGGCUGGAGCAACUGCACAGACUUUUAUUUAUCCCAUGGAGGUUUUGAAAACCAGACUUGCUGUAGGCAAAACUGGCCAAUAUUCUGGAAUGUAUGAUUGUGGCAAGAAGAUUUUGAAACAUGAAGGCUUAGGAGCUUUUUACAAGGGUUAUGUUCCCAAUUUAUUAGGCAUCAUACCUUAUGCGGGCAUAGAUCUUGCUGUGUAUGAGCUCUUGAAGUCACAUUGGCUGGAUAAUUUUGCAAAGGACUCUGCCAACCCUGGCGUCAUGGUGUUGCUGGGAUGUGGUGCCUUGUCCAGCACCUGUGGCCAGCUGGCCAGCUACCCCUUGGCUUUGGUGAGGACCCGCAUGCAAGCUCAAGCCAUGGUAGAAGGAGCUCCACAGCUUAACAUGGUUGGCCUCUUCCGAAGAAUAAUUUCCAAAGAAGGAAUACCAGGGCUUUACAGAGGCAUCACCCCCAACUUCAUGAAGGUGCUCCCUGCUGUAGGAAUCAGUUACGUGGUAUAUGAAAAUAUGAAGCAAACUUUAGGAGUGACUCAGAAAUGACACUGAAGUUUUUGCUUCAGAAUGACUAUUGAAACUUUCAACAGUCUCUUGAAUGACUCCUCCUAGAAUUGCAACAUGUUUAUGGCAAAAGAAACUGUAUUUUUUUUCCACAAAAUGGAAGAGCAUAUCAUCAGUCACUUCAACUAUUUGGGCUCAAUUUUAUGUAUAAAAAAAUCAUGGUUUAAAUAGGUUUUGAAAAAGCGACACAGUUGUACUUUAUCUUUUCUGAUUUGCCCUUCUGCAGAUUUGUGCCCUGAAUCCUCAAUCUGAAAAUGUGUUCCCUUGAACUAAAUUUGCUUUGUGUGGAAUAAAAAAUAAGUAAAGGAAUUGUUGUCUUUAAAAAUGAUCAGACAACAUUGAGACAUGUUUUAUAUAUUUUGAAUGCCUUUGUAGACUUAAAAUUUUACUUACAGGGCCAUUAAUAGAAAAUCACUGUACUUAAAAUAUACUGUACAGCAGCUAAAUAAGUGUAGGGUUUAUAUCCUUAUGUUUCUUCAAGUGGAUUAGGAAUGAACAUAAGUGCCAGAAUUUAUAAUGAAGGGCAAUAAAGUAAUUUAUUUCAGUGGA
Messenger RNA from Heterocephalus glaber (naked mole-rat), 1995 nucleotides. RefSeq names its product solute carrier family 25 member 24 (gene Slc25a24). NCBI's taxonomy places the organism in Eukaryota, Metazoa, Chordata, Mammalia, Rodentia, Bathyergidae. Gene Ontology annotation, molecular function: calcium ion binding. Gene Ontology annotation, biological process: transmembrane transport. The record is from RefSeq and is a predicted model, not a curated record. Gene Ontology annotation, cellular component: mitochondrial inner membrane.